Messenger RNA from Urocitellus parryii (Arctic ground squirrel), 3435 nucleotides. It is a transcript of the gene Pde7a, whose product is annotated as phosphodiesterase 7A. Gene Ontology annotation, biological process: signal transduction. Gene Ontology annotation, molecular function: 3',5'-cyclic-nucleotide phosphodiesterase activity. Lineage: Eukaryota; Metazoa; Chordata; Mammalia; Rodentia; Sciuridae. The record is from RefSeq and is a predicted model, not a curated record.
GGUGCUUACUSUUGGAAGGCAGCUGCUUGAGGUUCAAGGCAGUUAGUGUCCCUCUCUUCUGCCUCRGGACAGCUGGUUGUUUAUCAGACUCCUGAGAAGUCUUCCUUGCUCAUUGCUCACUGGUAAAGGAGAGAGAGAGAUUAUGCAGCGGGCUUUUGAUURAUUCAAUGGGAAUUACAUUGAUCUGGUGUCUGGCCUUGGUUCUUAUAAAGUGGAUCACUUCUAAGAGGCGUGGAGCUAUUUCUUAUGACAGUUCUGAUCAGACUGCACUGUACAUUCGUAUGCUAGGAGAUGUACGAGUAAGGAGCCGAGCAGGAUUUGAAUCAGAAAGAAGAGGUUCUCAUCCAUAUAUUGAUUUUCGUAUUUUUCACUCUCAAUCUGAAUUUGAAGUGUCUGUCUCUGCAAGGAAUAUUAGGCGGUUACUAAGUUUCCAGCGGUAUCUCAGAUCCUCACGCUUUUUCCGUGGUACUACUGCUUCCAGUUCUCUAAACAUUUUAGAUGAUGAUUAUAAUGGACAAGCCAAGUGUAUGCUGGAAAAAGUUGGAAAUUGGAAUUUUGAUAUCUUUCUAUUUGAUAGACUAACAAAUGGAAAUAGUCUAGUAAGUUUAACCUUUCAUUUAUUUAGUCUUCAUGGAUUAAUUGAGUACUUCCAUUUAGAUAUGAUGAAACUUCGUAGAUUUUUAGUUAUGAUUCAAGAAGAUUACCACAGUCAAAAUCCUUAUCAUAAUGCAGUCCAUGCUGCAGAUGUUACUCAGGCCAUGCACUGUUACUUAAAGGAACCUAAGCUUGCCAAUUCUGUAACUCCUUGGGACAUCUUGCUGAGCUUAAUUGCAGCUGCCACUCAUGAUCUGGAUCAUCCAGGUGUUAAUCAACCUUUCCUUAUUAAAACUAACCAUUACUUGGCAACUUUAUACAAGAAUACCUCAGUACUGGAAAAUCACCACUGGAGAUCUGCAGUGGGCUUAUUGAGAGAAUCCGGUUUAUUCUCACAUUUGCCAUUAGAAAGAAGGCAACAAAUGGAGACUCAGAUAGGUGCUUUGAUACUGGCCACAGAUAUCAGUCGUCAGAACGAGUACCUGUCAUUGUUUAGGUCCCAUUUGGAUAGAGGUGACUUGUGCCUAGAAGAUGCCAGACAUAGGCAUUUGGUUUUACAGAUGGCUUUGAAAUGUGCUGAUAUCUGUAACCCUUGUCGGACCUGGGAAUUAAGCAAACAAUGGAGUGAAAAAGUAACAGAAGAAUUCUUCCACCAAGGAGAUAUAGAAAAAAAGUAUCAUUUAAGUGUGAGUCCACUUUGUGAUCGUCAGACUGAAUCUAUUGCCAACAUCCAGAUUGGUUUUAUGACUUACCUAGUGGAACCGUUAUUUACAGAAUGGGCCAGGUUUUCAGACACAAGGCUAUCCCAGACAAUGCUUGGACAUGUAGGACUGAAUAAGGCCAGCUGGAAGGGGCUGCAGAGAGAGCAGUCCAGCAGCGAGGAUGCCGAUGCCGCAUUUGAGUUGAACUCAAAGUUAUUACCUCAGGAAAACCGGUUAUCAUAACCCCUGAACCAGUGGGACAGACUGCCUCCUGGAGGUUUUUAGUAAUGUGAAACGGGGUCUUGAGGUGAGAGAACUUACUCUUGACUGCCAAGGUUUCCAAGUGAAUGAUGCCAGCAUUAUUUAUUUCCAAGAUUUCCUAAGUUGGAUCAUUUGAACCCACUUUUUAAUUAUAAGACCUGAACAUACAGCAAUAUGCUUUUGGCUUUUGUGUGAAACCUUGAAUAUGCAAAGCCCAGCAGGAGAACCCGAAAAGAGUAAAAAAAGAAGUUUCUCAGUGUGCCACGCAUUUUUCAAAGCAUUUAUUCUUCAAACAUGAAACUUGAACUGAAUCUUUCAGCAGCAAUCUCUUGGAAUUCAACCAGUCUGAUGCAACAUUGUGUAUCUGUACCUUCCACUAAGUUCUCUCUGAGAAAAAGGAAAUGUGAAGUGCCCAGCCUCUGCUGCCUCUGGCAAGACUCAGUGUUUACAAAUCAACUCUGAAAAUAUUGGUUCUAAAUUGCUUUGGAGCAUGAUUGUGAAGGAACCACUAAAAAAAAAAAAAAAAUUUAAAGAUCAAACUUUAGACUGCAGCUCUUCCCCCUGUUUGCCUUUUUUCUACUUUGGAUGCCACCAAAGCCUCCUGUUUGCUGUAUUUUAUUUCGUGCACUGGAAGCUGAGCAUUUAUUCCAGUGCAUUUAUCAUAGAGUACCGCCAAGCUUCUACUCCAGUGCUGUUUGGCAAUGCAUUUUUUUUUAGCUCUUAGUUUUUAAUUUGGGGUGGGAGGGGAGGAACGCCAAUGUCCUAGCUGUGUUAUGAUUCUGCAGUGAAGACAUUGCAUGUUGUUUUCACUACUGUACACUUGACCUGCACAUGCAAGAAAAAGGUGGAAUGUUUAAAACACCAUAAUCAGCUCAGGGUAUUUGCCAAUCUGAAAUAAAGUGGGAUGGGGAAGUGUGUCCUUCAGAUCCAGGGUACUAAAGUCCCUUUCGCUGCAGUGAGUGAGAGGCAAAUCUUCUUGAGAAGCCAAAUUAUGAACAGCCGGUUCACUUGGUGAGCAUGGAUUCUGAGCAAGGGAAGCAAGUUGCCUCAUGCCUCCAUCUCCUUAUGGAGAUAGUCCUGCUGAUAUUCAUGUUUGUGGACCAGGGUACCCUCUUCCCCUGGAAGAUGCUAGAGAUUCUCUGCCAGUAGUUACUUCUCCACAUUAGCUUCUGAUUGGCAACUCCAUUAGAUGYCAUUGCCUUCAACAUUGUUUCAGUUGAGCUUACCUAGGCUCCGUUCUACCUGUGUGUGCUUACUUCUGCUCUGAUCAGUUGUUUGUCUUAUAGUUUAAUACUCAAAAGAUUAGCUUACAGUUUCCACAUUCUCAGGGGGACACCUUGGUGUUGCUUCCAUUUUCCUAUCAGUGUAAUAAAUCCAUUCAAAAGUCAUGUUUUGUUAUGUAUAUGUGGGAAACACCUUUUAUAGCCCUGCUUUUUAAAUGGAGCAUAUGUUCCUUGAACAUUGAAUUUUGUAGAAAAUUUUGAGGAUACAAAUAUUGAGAUCACAUUUUUUAAAAAUAAGCAAAUAUGGAACAAUGUARAGUCCACAUGAAUUUUUAAGAUAAAAUAGGAGACUUUAAAGAAUUGUUAAGCAUGUAACAGCCCUUUCAGGCUCUUGGCCUAAUACUUCACUGGUGAGGGAAUCUAUUCUUUAUGGAUUAAGGUCCUUGGAAAGCAAAUCUUGACAAGUCCCAGCUUAAUGACAAAAAUUGGUUCCUGAUCAAUAUUUGUACUCACUGUAAAUGUGAUGGUUUGUAAUGACCCUCUUUGUAUAAAUAGUAACAAUUACAUUUUAUGUCCUUUGCAAACACGGGAAAUAUCCUUGUACCUGGUGUACAGGUUAGAGGUGCUAGUAACYCCUUCAAGAUUCCAAAAAGGGU